AUGAAAGCCGCCCAAUUCUACGGCAAACGCGACAUCCGCGUGAAUGAUGUCCCCAAACCCUCCCCCCUACCUCACGAAGCCCUCGUCGCCAUCGAAUGGAGCGGAAUCUGCGGUUCCGACCUCCACGAAUACCUAGUUGGACCACUCGUAAUCCCCACGAAAGACAACCCACACCCCGCAACCCACGAAUCCCUCCCCGUAACCCUCGGCCACGAGUUCUGCGGGCGCAUCGUGUCCGCGCCCGAGGGAUCACCCCUCUCCCCAGGCCAACCCGUCUCCGUCGACCCGCGCAUCUUCUGCCGCUCCUGCACGCGCUGCUCCGAAUCCCACACAAACGCCUGCCGCACAUGGGGCUUCAAAGGGCUGUCCGGCUCCGGCGGCGGGUUCUCCGAGGCCGUCGCCGUCGACGCGAAGCUGUGCUACCCGCUGCCCGAGCACGUGGAUCUGCGGCUCGCGGCGCUGAUUGAGCCGUUGGCCGUCGCGUGGCAUGCGAUUGCGAUUAUUGGCGAUGUUGACUGGACGACGACGAGCGCGCUGAUUGUUGGGGGUGGGCCGGUAGGCAUCGCGCAUAUUCACUGUUUGCGCGCGAAGGGGUGUAGGAGGAUCUUUGUGUCUGAGCCUACGGCGACGCGUGCGGCCCAGAACAGGGAGUUUGCGGACGAAGUGUUUAAUCCGAUUGAAGAGAAUGUUGGAGACCGCGUGAGGGAGUUGACGGGCGGAGAGGGGGUGGAUAUUGUGUUUGAUUGCGCGGGAAUUCAGAAGGGGUUGGAGGCGGGGAUGGAUGCGUUGAGGCAUCAUGGGACAUAUAUGAAUGUUGCGGGGUGGGAGACGCCUAUGAACGUUCCGGUUGGGUUGUUCAUGUUGAAAGAGAUUCACAUGAGGGCGAGUUUGUCGUACACUGAUCAACACUACAAAGAGACAGUGGAUGCUUUCGUUGCCGGCAAAUUCAAAGGCGUGGAGAAAAUGGUCACCAGUCGCAUUCACAUUGACGACAUCUCGACGAAGGGAUUCGACGAGCUCGUUGCGAAUAAGGAUAAACAUAUCAAGAUCCUAGUCACAGCGCACAAAGAUAAGUUAUAAAACACAG
This is a messenger RNA of Aaosphaeria arxii CBS 175.79, 1087 nucleotides long. RefSeq names its product threonine dehydrogenase. Gene Ontology annotation, biological process: butanediol biosynthetic process. The record is from RefSeq and is a predicted model, not a curated record. The transcript has 4 exons. Lineage: Eukaryota; Fungi; Ascomycota; Dothideomycetes; Pleosporales. Bases 1 to 1080 code for a protein of 359 amino acids. Gene Ontology annotation, cellular component: cytoplasm. Gene Ontology annotation, molecular function: (R,R)-butanediol dehydrogenase activity.